CGGCCGCCGCCGCCGCCGCCGCCGCCGCCGCUGUCGGGGAAUGAUCUGGGCGGCAGCGGGCGGCCCCGGCUAGCAGCCACGAGCCACUUCUGCGGCUGCCGAGAAGAGCGAGGGUCGCCGGUCCCUUGUCGCCCCCCUCCCCGCCCCCCAGGAGGGGCGAGAGGGAGCCGAGGCUGAUGUCAGGUGCACAGUCAGGUUUUUUAAGAAGUUACAUUAUAUAUGAUAUUGCAACAAAUUGAAUGCAGAAGGAGAUUUGGAAUUCCAGACCCAGAAAUACAUUUUCGGGAAAUGGCCUCUAAAUCUUGGCUGAAUUUCUUAACCUUCCUUUGUGGGUCAGCAAUCGGAUUUGUUUUAUGUUCUCAGCUACUUAGUAUUUUGUUGGGCGAACAGAGGGACAUCCAGCCUAAUACUCUUCGUAAUGACCCUCAUGCUAGGCAUUCAGAGGAUAAUGAACAGAAUCAUCUAGAAGGACAGAUGAACUUUGACGCAGAUGCUAGCCAGCAUAAAGAUGAGAACACUGCCAUCGCUGAAAACCUCUAUCAGAAGGUUAAAAUUCUUUGUUGGGUGAUGACAGGGCCUCAAAAUCUAGAGAAAAAGGCUAAACAUGUCAAAGCUACAUGGGCCCAGCGUUGUAAUAAAGUGUUGUUUAUGAGUUCAGAAGAAAAUAAAGACUUUCCUGCUGUGGGACUGAAAACCAGAGAAGGCAGAGACCAACUCUACUGGAAAACAAUUAAAGCUUUUCAGUAUGUUCAUGAUCAUUAUUUAGAAGAUGCUGAUUGGUUUAUGAAAGCAGAUGAUGAUACAUAUGUUAUUCUAGAUAACUUGAGAUGGCUUCUUUCAAAAUACAACCCUGAAGAACCCAUUUACUUUGGGAGAAGAUUUAAGCCCUAUGUAAAGCAGGGCUACAUGAGUGGAGGAGCAGGAUAUGUACUGAGCAAAGAAGCCUUGAAGAGAUUUGUUGAUGCAUUUAAAACAGACAAAUGUACACAUAGUUCCUCCAUCGAAGAUUUAGCACUGGGGAGAUGCAUGGAAAUUAUGAAUGUAGAAGCGGGAGAUUCCAGAGAUACCACUGGAAAAGAGACUUUUCAUCCUUUCGUACCAGAACACCAUUUAAUCAAGGGUUAUCUGCCUAGAACUUUUUGGUACUGGAAUUAUAACUAUUAUCCUCCUGUAGAGGGUCCUGGUUGCUGUUCUGAUCUUGCCGUUUCUUUUCACUAUGUUGAUCCUACAACUAUGUAUGAGUUAGAAUACCUCGUUUAUCAUCUUCGUCCAUAUGGUUAUUUAUACAGAUAUCAACCUGCCUUACCUGAGAAGAUGCUAAAGGAAAUAAGUCAAACAUACAAAAAUAAAGAUACAAAAGUAAAUCAGGAGCCCUUGAAAGAAAAACAUAAAUGAACAGAGGUAAAAUGUCUAGCAUUGCACUGAAGAAGAACUUCUCCAUUUCUGAUACAGAACACUGGAAUCCCAGUGAGGAAUUCUUUCUAAGCGAACAUUCCAUAUUAGAAAUCUUUCAUAUGAAUGACUGUAAACUGAAGCUUUAAGUGAGCUGUGAAAUCUGUUAAAGUGUGUUUUGAUACAGUAAUAUAUAUACAUAUCUGAAAAACUUGUGUUUUUUAAAAUGGUGGCCAGGCAAAGGGACUAGAAAAGAGAUUUUGUUGCCUGUUACUGACCACAUGUAUUAUUUUCACUGAGAAACUAAAACAAAUUUGCUAAAACUACA
Hippopotamus amphibius kiboko is the source of this 1720-nucleotide messenger RNA. RefSeq names its product core 1 synthase, glycoprotein-N-acetylgalactosamine 3-beta-galactosyltransferase 1 (gene C1GALT1). Gene Ontology annotation, molecular function: N-acetylgalactosaminide beta-1,3-galactosyltransferase activity. Gene Ontology annotation, cellular component: membrane. The record is from RefSeq and is a predicted model, not a curated record. The transcript has 5 exons. NCBI's taxonomy places the organism in Eukaryota, Metazoa, Chordata, Mammalia, Artiodactyla, Hippopotamidae. Bases 220 to 1395 code for a protein of 391 amino acids.